AUGGGAUGGGAGGCAUUAAGUAAAACAAAAUUUCAACGCAAAAACCAAAUGGGCUUAUUAUCUCGAUUGGCAGCUGAACCCACCGGCUAUGCAGAGUGUUACCCAGGACUGGAUGAAAUGCAUGAUGCAAUUGAAGAUUCAGAUGAUGAGGCUGAUUAUACAAAAAUGGAUCUUGGUAACAAGAAAGGACCAGUUGGUCGUUGGGAUUUUGAUACUCCUGAGGAGUAUGGUACAUAUAUGAGUAACAAAGAAGCAUUACCAAAAGCCGCUUUCCAGUAUGGUGUUAAAAUGACAGACGGACGGCGUACACGUAAACAUAAUAAAGAAAAGAAUGAAAAAGCUGAACUUGAUCGUGAAUGGAACAAGAUUCAAAAUAUUAUACAAAAACGUAAAGUACCAGCUGGUAAAGACGAAGGAUCGUCAUUUAAAGUACCUAAGUAUUAG
This is a messenger RNA of Macrosiphum euphorbiae (potato aphid), 444 nucleotides long. The record is from the annotation of a GenBank genome assembly. Lineage: Eukaryota; Metazoa; Arthropoda; Insecta; Hemiptera; Aphididae.